Molecule: messenger RNA, 1664 nt
Organism: Aphanomyces astaci
Lineage: Eukaryota; Oomycota; Saprolegniomycetes; Saprolegniales; Verrucalvaceae
Product: methylmalonate-semialdehyde dehydrogenase (acylating)
Exons: 4
Coding region: 21-1592 (523 amino acids)
Biological process (GO): thymine catabolic process; L-valine catabolic process
Cellular component (GO): mitochondrion
Molecular function (GO): methylmalonate-semialdehyde dehydrogenase (acylating, NAD+) activity; malonate-semialdehyde dehydrogenase (acetylating, [NAD(P)+]) activity
Source: RefSeq, a predicted model, not a curated record
AUUUGUGUCGCUGAGGAAGGAUGAUCCGCACUUUGACCUCGCAUUCGUCCGUCAUUCGCCGCGCGUCCGUGCGCUCGUUUUCGGCCGCUCCCGAACGCGUCCCGUUGUUCAUCAACGGUGAAUUCGUGCAAUCCAAGACCACCAAAUGGAUUGACUUGCGCAACCCGGCGACCAACGAAGUGAUCUACCAAGUUCCCCAAGCGACCCAAGAAGAAAUGCGCUUGGCGACGGCGUCCGCUGCGGAAGCGUUCAAGACGUGGAAGGAAGUGCCCGUGCAACACCGUCAACGAAUCAUGUUGAAAUUGCAAGCGCUUAUCCGCGAUCACACCGAAGACCUGGCCAAGUCCAUCACGUUGGAACAAGGCAAGACGUUGCCCGAUGCGCGUGGCGAUGUGUUCCGUGGCUUGGAAAUCGUCGAAUCCACGUGCGGGUUGGGCAACCAUUUGAUGGGCGAAACGUUGGGCAACUUGGCCAACUCGUUGGACACGUACUCUUACAAGCAACCACUCGGUGUGUGCGCCGGCAUUUGCCCGUUCAACUUUCCUGCCAUGAUUCCUCUGUGGAUGUUCCCCGUGGGCAUCACGUGCGGUAACACGUACGUCUUGAAGCCUUCCGAGAAGGAUCCCGGUGCUUCCAUGAUCCUUGCGCGUUUGGCCAAGGAAGCGGGGGUGCCCAACGGCGUGCUGAACGUCAUCCACGGCGCGCACGACGCAGUCAACUUCAUCUGUGACGCGCCUGAAAUCCGUGCGAUUUCGUUUGUCGGUGGCAACCACGCUGGCGAAUACAUCCAUGCCCGCGGCACGGCCAACGGCAAGCGCGUACAGGCCAACUUGGGCGCCAAGAACCACGCCGUGAUCAUGCCCGACGCCGACAAGGAGCAAACCGUGAACGCGUUAGCUGGCGCUGCGUUCGGCGCCGCGGGGCAGCGCUGCAUGGCGCUGUCUGUGGUGGUGUUUGUGGGCGAGUCCAAGGAGUGGAUCCACGACAUUGUCGCCAAGGCCAAGACGUUCGCCGUUAACGGCGGGUCCGAGCCCAACACGGACGUAGGCCCGUUGAUCACGCCCGAGUCCAAAAAGCGCGUGGAAGACUUGAUCCAAGCGGGGAUCGACCACGGCGCCGAGUUGCUCCUGGACGGCCGCGGCGUCAAGGUGCCCAAGUACCCCAACGGCAACUUUGUCGGCCCUACCGUCCUUAACAACGUGGACACGGCCAACCCCGCGUACAAGGAAGAGCUGUUCGGCCCCGUGCUGGUCUGCACUAGCGUCGACACGCUGGACGAAGCGCUCAACGUGGUCAACUCGAACCCGUACGGUAACGGCACGUCCAUCUUCACGCAAAGCGGCGCCGCGGCCCGCAAGUUUCAACACGAAGUGGAUGCCGGCCAAGUGGGCAUCAACGUACCGAUUCCCGUGCCGCUCCCAUUCUUCUCGUUCACAGGCUCGCGCCACUCGAUCCGUGGCGACAUUCACUUUUACGGCAAGCAAGGUGUCAACUUCUUCACGCAAACCAAGACCAUUACCGCGCAAUGGGAGUUUGGCAGCAAGACCCAGUACGGCACCGUCAUGCCUACGUUGGGCGGUAAGAAGAAGUAAAGCGCGUGUCGAUGCUGAGUUCACAGCGUAUAUAAUGCAAAUAUCAAGUGCAGAUUUGCCGGAUCCCUCGAU